CAUGCGAGAGUAUAGUGGAUGAACUGGAUGAAAAUGAAAUUCUCCAAAACCAUCGCUUCUUUUUCACAUAAAUUCGCGAAAGCCGAACAUAGUAGGCAUCGUUCGAAUAAGUGUCGUAGCAGUUUGUAGAGUGCCGCCGGCAGCUGUUUGUAAACAAUACCGACAGCAAUUCCAAUAUGGCUGAAAGUGCUUUUCAUAUGAUUGUUUCACCUGAUUUAUAUAUAUAGGAGCCUUGCCUAAAUUGUCUGCUGCCUAAACUAUCUAUGGAAAUAAUAAUAUACGUUUAUAAACAUUAAAUCUUGCUUUUAAAUUUCACAAGGUGCAGUUCGGUAUGGCAGACGAUCUUCAAAACUAUAAACUGCAGCUACAACAAGUGGAAGCAGCGCUCCUCACAGAUCCUGAAAAUUCAGAGCUACUGAAACUCAAACAAGAUUUGGAGGAAGUUAUCGAUUUGACCAAGGAUUUGAUUCGAGCACAGCAGGAAGCUGAGCAGAAAAAGAGUGCAUACAUAGAACCUGCUAGCACCAGUUAUUUUGAAGCUUUUUCAGCAGCAGAGAAAAAGCAGUCCAAACCCCUUGUUAUAUGGAAAGUUGGCGACAAAUGUUCAGCCAAAUGGAUUGAAGACGGGCAAUAUUACGAUGCCACAAUUGAAGCGAUUACCGAUAACGGAGAGGUCAGCAUAGUCUUCGAUGCGUACCAAAAUCGAAGCACCACAACGAUUAGCGAGCUGAAGGAGCGUAAAGUCCGGAAUGAAGUUUUCCCUUCGAAUAGCAAUAAGCGAAUGAGACCGAACCAAAAGGAGUAUCUCAAGAAAAAAAAACAGAAGAAACUGAUUCGAUUCAAGGAGCUAGAGGAAGAGCGGGAAACCGAGAAAAACAAAUGGCUCCAAUUUUCUGCCAAGAAUACGAAGAAAACAGGCGUUAAGUGCAAGAGCAUAUUUGCCUCACCUGAGAAUGUGAAUGGGCGAGUAGGAAUUGGCACAUGUGGAGUCUCUGGCAAGCCAAUGACAGAGUUCUCUCACGGUGAGAAGUAUCGGAAGGGGGUGUGAAUUAAUCAUUGGCUCGAAAGAACAUUUUUCCCAACACAUACAAUAUAUAAUAGACUCAGCCAGGAUUUCCAUUAAAUUGUAAUCACAUUUCAGUAGAUUACUAGUUUUUAGAAACUACCAAACGAAAGAUAAUAAAAAUUAAAAUAAACUCAAA
Toxorhynchites rutilus septentrionalis is the source of this 1202-nucleotide messenger RNA. RefSeq names its product survival of motor neuron-related-splicing factor 30-like. Gene Ontology annotation, cellular component: precatalytic spliceosome; nucleus; cytoplasm. The record is from RefSeq and is a predicted model, not a curated record. Gene Ontology annotation, molecular function: RNA binding. Gene Ontology annotation, biological process: mRNA processing; regulation of alternative mRNA splicing, via spliceosome. The coding region runs from base 332 to 1048 and encodes 238 amino acids. Lineage: Eukaryota; Metazoa; Arthropoda; Insecta; Diptera; Culicidae. The transcript is spliced from 4 exons.